CGACAAGUUAAAAGCGGCUGGCAUGAAGCAUCUUGGGGCCGAAAGAAACAAUAUUAAAGUAAGGAAUGUCAUGUCUUGUUCGGCCUGGUUGGUUUGAAAAACUAGAUGAUUGUCACGUGCUUGAAACCCUAGUUGAGCUUAAAUUGGUCUGGGUUUGGUUAAGUUGCGUGAAGAGGGCUGUCUAAACUUGACACGCUGCUACGCGUGCGGCAAGCGUUAGAGGCACAAGCACUGCGCAUCCGAUGUGGACAGACAAAUUAUCUCCCAUUUGCAGUUCGACCGAGGAGAAUUUUGCUCAAAUCAUUUGGCUCUAUAAUUACAAAUAAGAACAAUUAUUUCCCUGUUUAUCCGAGCAGAGAACUUCAAAUCAGCUAUGGCAGAAAAAUCAUCUGAUGAAACAAUAACUUCAAUUUUGCUGGAGGAUGAAUCAAGGCGAGCGAGAAGCCAGAGGCUGGAUUCGCUGCUUGAAGAACGAGCUUAUGAUUCAAGCGAAAAAGUUCGAGUAGUGACAGAAGGAAAGGAGGAAGAAGAAAGAUUCUUGGAUGAGGGCAAUGCGCCCCCAUUCUCUUGGAGAAAGCUAUGGCUGUUCACAGGCCCCGGGUUUUUGAUGAGCAUAGCGUUUUUGGAUCCGGGAAAUUUGGAAGGGGAUUUGCAGGCGGGAGCUGUUGCUGGAUAUUCUUUGCUAUGGCUCUUAUUGUGGGCGACUGUUAUGGGGUUGAUAAUUCAGCUGCUGGCUGCUCGAUUGGGCGUCGCCACUGGGUGCCAUCUGGCGGAAAUUUGCAGAGAAGAGUAUCCGCUGUGGGCUAGGCUUGUGCUGUGGCUUAUGGCUGAGGUUGCUCUCAUUGGGGCCGACAUUCAGGAAGUUAUUGGCAGUGCAAUCGCUCUGAGCAUUUUAACCAAUGGAUAUCUGCCCCUUUGGGCUGGCGUCCUGAUUACUGCACUCGACUGUUUUAUAUUCUUGCUUCUUGAAAACUAUGGAGUGAGGAAGCUGGAGGCACUGUUUGCAUUAUUUAUUGGAACAAUGGCACUUUCAUUUGCAUGGAUGUUUGGUGAAACUAAGCCAAAUGGAAUGGAAUUGCUGCUAGGGCUUAUAAUCCCACGCAUAAAUAAAAAUGCUAUCAAGCAGGCUGUGAGUGUUGUAGGCUGUAUUAUUAUGCCCCACAAUAUUUAUCUGCAUUCAGCUCUUGUACAAUCACGAAUGGUUGAUACAUCUAGAAGAGGCCGAGUCCAGGAAGCACUUAAUUACUUCUCUAUUGAAGCAGGUCUUGCACUUCUAGUAUCCUUCAUGAUCAAUUUAUUUGUUACAACAGUCUUUGCAAAGGGAUUCUAUGGCACGGAAGCUUCUGGAGAUAUAGGCCUUGCGAAUGCUGGAACUUACCUUCAACAGCGGUAUGGAGGAGGAUUAUUUCCAAUCCUUUAUAUCUGGGGGAUUGGGUUACUAGCAGCUGGACAGAGCAGUACUAUAACAGGGACAUAUGCAGGGCAGUUUAUCAUGGCUGGUUUUCUUAAUCUUCGUAUAAAGAAAUGGCUAAGAGCAUUAAUCACUAGAAGCUUUGCAAUUGUGCCAACUGUUAUUGUUGCUCUAAUCUUUGAUUCUUCUGAAGGCACGCUGGAUGCAUUAAAUGAAUGGCUUAAUGUUCUUCAGGCCAUGCAAAUUCCAUUUGCUCUCAUUCCCCUUCUAUGCCUUGUAUCCAAGGAGCAUGUUAUGGGUUCUUUCAUGAUUGGCAGAACCCUUAAGGGCGUAUCUUGGUUGAUAGCUGUCCUUGUAAUAAUCAUCAACGGUUACCUUUUGGUGGACUUCUUUGCAAGUGAACUUCUCAGUAUGGGGGCUAUGAUAAUAAUAAUUGCCAUAACGGUUUUAUAUAUCAGUUUUAUAAUAUAUUUGGUUGCCCAAGCAAUAUGGCCAGAUAAAUCACGUACAACAUUUGCUAAACUACUCCACUGAGACAGGUUAUUGCUUCUCUUCAUUUCAUUCUGCUGAUUGAAAAAAAUAUAAAUAUCUGCUGAAAGAAAUGUGCUAACAAAACUUCAUUCUAUUGCAUAUUUACUGUUCUCAAAUUUGUUAUCUACCUUUAUUUAGUUGGAUGUGAAGAAAAAUAUGCUAGAAUUUUUCUAGCUUGUGAUAUAUUCAGCAGAAUUAUAUGACCUUCAUAAGUCUAAUAAGAAACAGAGUUUUUAAAGACAAAUUGAAAUCUCAAGGCUCAAUUAGGACAUUAAAAUAUUUUACCUUUCAUUGUAAUGUGUCUAAGGCCCUCUUUAGUUGAGCUGGGAUAUGUACAGUAGAGGAGAGGAGAUCUCUUUGGCUCCUUUAUCCUGGGGAUGUCUUCGACUGUGAAGCGACAAAGUGAGCCUUCAAGAUCUCGUUGUUUGGUGUUUUACUUGUUUCCUAGGAGGUUCCCUGCUUCUACAAAUGAACGUGCCUGGAUCGAAAAGGAAUCGUAUUAAUUUAGGUGUAUGAUUGGGUUAUUAUAGACUCUGGUAAGAUAAUAAAGUCAACUUAAUUUUCAGAAAGCAGCCAGUCAAAAGCAUUGCCUUUCCAUCUUCAAAAAUGACAAGGGGAGGUUGCUUAGCUUUCAAUAUCUCUUGAUUAGUGUCAAUGUAAUCAGUGAGCUCGUGGAAGUUAGGGGCUGUUGUGAAAUGUUCCAAUUUUUAAUGUUGACAAUAAAGUUCAUUGGUAUUGAGAUUUUAUAUUGCUUCGUCACUAGAUAAGGUGAAUAGUGGUCCAUCACAUUUGAUAAUUUAAUUCUGUUCUUAUUCUACUC
Messenger RNA from Cryptomeria japonica (Japanese cedar), 2762 nucleotides. RefSeq names its product metal transporter Nramp3. The transcript is spliced from 4 exons. Bases 374 to 1945 code for a protein of 523 amino acids. Gene Ontology annotation, cellular component: membrane. NCBI's taxonomy places the organism in Eukaryota, Viridiplantae, Streptophyta, Pinopsida, Cupressales, Cupressaceae. Gene Ontology annotation, molecular function: cadmium ion transmembrane transporter activity; manganese ion transmembrane transporter activity. Gene Ontology annotation, biological process: metal ion transport. The record is from RefSeq and is a predicted model, not a curated record.